This is a messenger RNA of Cercopithifilaria johnstoni, 792 nucleotides long. The record is from the annotation of a GenBank genome assembly. Lineage: Eukaryota; Metazoa; Nematoda; Chromadorea; Rhabditida; Onchocercidae.
AUGCAUAUUCUACUUCUACCACAUAUAUUUGAAGUGUGCACAGCAACGAUUAUUAUGUUCGUAUUACUGCUUUGGCCAGUAUAUAUUUGCCGUGAACUAACAGAUACUGAAUUUGACCAGGCUUAUAUUAGCGACAAACAAUGUGCGCAAGAAUUACACAAUAAUUUGAAUUUGGUGAAAAAUGAUACAAUCAUUCAGAUUCUACAGGAUUUUGAUGAUUAUGUGACAGAUAAAAAUAUCACUUGGCUAAAUAUUCGAAAUGAAUAUUAUUAUGAGAAGCCUUAUAUUAAUAGUAUUUGUGUAAUGCUUGGAAUUCGUGAACGAUUCGGUACUGCAAAUGGUCAAUUUGGAUCCGCACAUUUGCUAAUACCAUUAGUUGGUGUAAUAAUAACUGUAUGUUUCCUGUUGGGGCAUAUUAUCGAAUUUAUGACAAACAAUGACGAUUCAUCGGUAGGAAUUCAGGUUUUCUGUGGGCUCAUUUGUUGGCUUAUCAUUUCUAUUCCAUUAACCAUUAUUGAUUUCAACUGGAAUGGUACGAAUGAAAUAUUACGAAAUUUGGGUGCACCAUUUCCAUUGGAAUGGAAAAUUUGCACAAUUGUUGCAUGGUUUUGGACUUUCAUCAAAGCAAUCGAAUUAGCUUUAGCUAAUUACUAUCGAAAUCUUAUAAUUAAAUUUGAUAAGCCACUUACUUUAACGGUUGUGAACUUACCAAAUGAUUAUACGCUUAUCGAUGAGAACGAACCACCCUAUCCAAAUGAAUAUGAUACGAUGGGUAAUAUGAUUGGUGAAUAG